This is a messenger RNA of Rotaria socialis, 1197 nucleotides long. The record is from the annotation of a GenBank genome assembly. Lineage: Eukaryota; Metazoa; Rotifera; Eurotatoria; Philodinida; Philodinidae.
AUGGGUAAAACAGUACCGCUUAUUAAAACAACAGUAACAAAAAAAUCAACCACCGAUUCUACACCAAUUAGAACUGGCGAAUUAAAUGAUCCAUUUCAAGUACAAAAGAAAAAUAUCCGUACAGCUGCACUUAUUAUUUGUACUUUUACAUAUCUAAUUAUUGGAGCUUGUAUAUUUGAUGCACUUGAAGAUGCUCCGUUUACUGAUAGAAAACAUCGAUUAGAACGAAAAUUUGCUCAAUUUAAACUCGAUCAUAAUAUGACUAAUGAAUCAUUUCGUCAACUAUCAGAUUUAAUUAUGAAUAAAACAGUCGUUCGUCAUAAAUGGAAAUUUUAUGAUAGCUUCUAUUUUUCUACUGUAGUCUUGGCUCUUAUUGGCUAUGGACAUCGACAAUUAAUAACAUCACGUGCAAAGAUUUUUUGUAUUUUUUAUGCCAUGCUAGGUAUACCAAUGUGGUUAAUAACGUUUCAAUCUACAGGCGAACGAUUGAAUUCACUUUUAAGUUGUAUCCUUGCUCGACUUAAACAUUCAUUGCAUAUGAAACAAACUAAAAUAACUGAUGGAGAAUUACUUGUAACAGAAUCAUUAUUAUCCAUAGUUAUUCUUAUAAUAGGUGCAUGUGUAUUUUCUAAAUAUGAGAAAUGGUCUUUUUUUGAUUCUUUUUAUUAUGGUUUUAUUACUUUGACAACAAUUGGUUUUGGUGAUUAUGUUGUUUUACAAAACAAUCGUGAUAAAAACUUUAUUGAACAUGCUGAAUAUUUUUUUUUCUGUAUGGCAUUUAUUUUUCUUGGUCUUACUGUACUUGCAUCAUCUAUGAAUUUACUUGUUAUACGUAUUGUUGCGUUUUAUUCUCAAGAACGUUUACUGGAAAAACUUCGUCAAGAAGAAGCUGCUAAUCAAGCUGUUUUACUUAAAGGUGAUGUUAUUUGUUCAACGAAUACUGGAAAACAACGAGCAGCAACACCAGUUUUGGCUGAAAUGACAGCUAGUCAACAGCAUCAACUACUAUUGAAUUCUAGUCAAACAUCUGUAUGUUCAUGUACAUGUAUGGAAACAUUUACCGAGUGGAAACAAACGAGAAAAAAACGUGCAAGAUGGAAAAAACAACAACGAAAUGGAUUGAAUAAACCAAUAAAAAUUUCAGAAUCAGCGUCUUCAGUUAAUAUGAUGCAUGCCAUCAGACGAAGUUCUGUAUGA